Letharia lupina is the source of this 492-nucleotide messenger RNA. RefSeq lists its product as uncharacterized. NCBI's taxonomy places the organism in Eukaryota, Fungi, Ascomycota, Lecanoromycetes, Lecanorales, Parmeliaceae. The transcript has 2 exons. The record is from RefSeq and is a predicted model, not a curated record. Bases 1 to 492 code for a protein of 163 amino acids.
AUGUUUUCAUCAAGAGCAAGUUUUACAAUGCUUUCCUCAAUGUUGUUUUUCUCCUUGGAGCCUGGUUUCACGCCGAACCAGGCCGCUUUGUUCUGCGCUCCAGGCUCAGAACAGGCGAGACAGGUCUUUGAUCUGGUUCGAACACCAACGCCAACGCCAACGCCAACCCCAGCCCCAUCCUCACCCAUCACCAUGAAGGCCACCGUAUCCCCAGAGCUCAAGAGAGUCAGCCCGCGCACCAACAAGGGCAUCUUCACCUCCACCAAGCUAGACCAGGAGCAAACCCCCCUGCCAAAAAAGAGCAGCAAGAGCAAGGGCAAGGCCGGCAAGAGGGCCCCACCGACCAAGACCGCCCCCAAAGCCAUCCAGAAAGCCACAGCCCCCAAGAAGGCGGCCCCUUCACCCCCUCCCCACCGCAGCAGAGCAGCCCGCGCGGCCGACCGCGCCGCGCCCGCUCGCGCCGCCGCUGUCCGCAAGUCCGUCAAGCUGUAG